AUGAAGAGGGUAGUUGGGCAUGUAGCAUCAUUCCAGGACACAGUAACUGGUAGACAGCCAAUGACUGGAAUAGGAGCACGAGAGCCCCGCUUCUCCUCCUCCACCGGCUCUUCACACCGCUCCCCGUCUCCUGCUCUGCGGCGCCUGGCUCUGCCCGCCCCGUGGUCCCUCGCCCCGGGCCUCCCAGCGCUGCCUUCCGACUGGACCGUCGCUGGCCUGCAGCGCCUCCUCCGGGCUCGGGGGAUCCGUUUCAGCCGGUCUGAUCCCACGGCCAGGCUGCUUGCCCUCUGUUUCGGGGAGUCCGGGGGCCGGCGCGCCUCCCCGCACUGCCCCUCUCCGGCUCCCGCCCUCGCCGACCUUCCUGCUCUGUUUGCAGCGUUCCUCACCUCCUUCGCGCCCCCCUGCCCCAUCCCGGCCGCGCCUGCUCCGGGCCCUGCUCCCCUGACCGUGUGUUGUGCUUUUCCCUCUGCAGGUUUCCGCCCCCCGUACCAUCGACGGGGCCGCCGCCACCCCGACCCCGCCCAGCGCCGGGAGCUCACGCCUGCGGAGUUCGCUUACGCCUUCUCCCUGUACCGGGACGUCGUCUGCUCCUCCUUCCCUGGGCGCCGUGCGGAGUUCGAUGACUACCUCGCCCUGGUCCUGCAGCUCGCCCUGCGGUUCGGGGGCUCUGGGUUCUACACCUACCACGUCCGGUUCGACUCCGAGGCCGCGGGGGGGCUGCAGCAGUUCAACGAGUCGACCUACUGGGGCGUGCUGGACAGCGAGGCCUACUGCCGGGUCUUCGCCGUCCGGUCCGCCCUGCCCUGUUCCCUGUGCGGCGCCCCUUUCCCACCCUUCGCUGGCGUGUACGGUCGCGGCCCGCCCAGCCCCUGCGCCCGGCCCCCUGUCCGGCCUGCUUUCUCCUCCUCCUCCUGCUCCUCUGCCCCUCCCCACCCCAUCACCCCACAGCCCCUCAUGUCCGGCCCUGUGGGCACCGACCGCCGGGGCUGCCCCAUCUUGCUGCAGAAGGGGCGCAUGAUUUGUAACAACUUCAAUGCCGGGUCCUGCUCCUUGUCAUCCUGCCGGAGCCUCCACGUGUGCUCCUUCUGUGGCGGGGCCCACUCCCACUCCUCCUGCUCCCAUGACCCCCCGGCCGGCCCCCUGACUGUCUGCCUGCUUGUCCACCCCCAUCAUCGUCCCUGCCCUGGCUGCGGCCCUCCGCCACCACCCCGAUUCCGCCGCCGUGCGGUUCCUCCUGGACGGCUUGGUCCUCGGCUUCUCCCCCGGCCUGGCGUCCUUGUCUACUUGCUCCUUUGCCUGCCCGAACCUCCGCUCCGCGCUCGAGGCCCCCGACCCCUAUCGGUGUCGCCACCCGGAAACUCGGGCAAGCAGAGGCUCGUGAUCGACCUCUCUGCCCCCCGUCGUGGCUCCGUCCCCAGCAUCAACAGCUUGAUCCCCAGCCCGGAAUACUCCCUGGCUUACACCACUAUUGACCACACCAUCUCCCUCAUCCGCCUGGCCGGCCGCGGCGCCUGGCUGGCGAAGGCCGACAUAACGACCGCCUUCAAGGUCCUUCCCAUCCACCCCGACUACUGGGCUUUCUUUGGGGUCUGCUGGGAGGAAUCUUAUUACUUUGCUGUCCGACUGGCAUUCGGCUGCAAAAGCAGCCCGCGCUUGUUUGACUGCCUCUCCGAAGCGCUCUGCUGGAUCCUUCUCAACGAGUUCAAGGUCCCUUUCUUAGUCCAUCUUCUGGAUGACUUCCUCACCAUCAACCCCCCUUCAUCCCCACCGGCGCAAGGCCUCCACGCACUCACCACAGUGUUUGCACAACUGGGUGUCCCCCUCUCCCUGGAAAAGACAGAAGGGCCAGCUACAACACUGGAGUUUCUUGGUAUAACACUGGACUCCGUGUCUUUCCAAGCUUCACUCCCCACCGACAAACUAGACCGCAUCACACUCCUUCUGUCCAACUACCUGCUCACUCCCACCUGCACCAAGCGCCAACUCCUCUCCCUCCUCGGCCACCUGAACUACGCCCUCCGCAUCAUCCCCCAAGGCCGCUCCUUCAUAUCCCACCUCCUUCUCCUGGCUUCAUCCGUACAGUCACUCCACCACACCAUUACACUGGAUGCCGCCUGCCUCAUGGAGUUGGAGCUCUGGCAUCAUCUCCUUUCCCACUGGAACGGCAUAACUUUCUUUUACAACAAGCUCGUAUCCAACCCCCACGACAUGCAACUCUUCACUGACGCCGCCCCCUCCUCAGGGUUCGGCUGUUAUUACAACAGCCGCUGGUUCUCCUCCCCUUGGCCUUCCGAGUUCCCUUCCUGCCCUUCUCCCUCAUUGGCCCCCUCAUCCGCGCUUCACAAGGUCUACCCCAUCAUUAUCGCCGCCCUCCUCUGGGGCCACAAAUGGUCACGCCAAUCCAUCCUCAUUCACUCUGACAACACUGCCGUCGUCUCCUGGAUCAACAAAGGCCGAUCAGAUUCCAUCACUGCCAUGCCCUUCAUCCGCCGCCUCACCUGGCUUUCAGUCACCCAUCAGUUCAUCAUCAGAGUCGCUCACAUCCCCGGUCACCACAACACCAUUGCUGACUCUCUCUCCCUGCAGAAAUUCAGGCGCUUGGUCCCAGAGACUGACCCCCUUCCCACUCCGGUCCCUCCA
Osmerus eperlanus (European smelt) is the source of this 2640-nucleotide messenger RNA. RefSeq lists its product as uncharacterized. Gene Ontology annotation, molecular function: metal ion binding. Lineage: Eukaryota; Metazoa; Chordata; Actinopteri; Osmeriformes; Osmeridae. The record is from RefSeq and is a predicted model, not a curated record.